GUAGACCUUCUCGGCGCUUCGCAGGAACUGGAAGGCCUUGAAUGAGAAGCGAGCGUAGCGGGCGGAGCCACUGGCGUAGGACUGAUAGGUGUUGUCGACAGGACACCUGCGCAGAGACACAGACCACAGGAUGUGCCUGCUAGAGUCAACAAGAAUCGGGGGGACACUGGGGGAGUCCGUCAGAAGCAUUGAUCAGCGAGGCCCGAGUCCCGGCUGUUAAUCAGUAACCGGCAGCUUUAAAGUCCGGGAGGGCAGCGAGCGGGUCUUCAUUCUGCAGCACCAAGGCACGUGAAAAUGCAGCCUGGUCCUCUGCUGCUCGUCCUCCUGUGCUGCUGCCUCUCAGGAGGCGGAGCCAACCGCGUCUACAUCCAUCCUUUCCAUCUCUUCGCCGCCGACAACGUCAGCUGCGAGACCCUCCAGAACCACACCUUCAAGCCCCUGGAGAGCGUCUCCGUGGCGCCUCUGGACAUGGCGGUCCUGACGCCGGACCAGCGGGGUCCGUCCGAGCGGGACAACGUGACGCAGGACGUGACGCAGAGGACGGCGGUGCUGGCGGAGCUGCUCAACUCCUUGGGUUUGAGGAUGUACCAGGCGCUCAGCGGCAAGCAGCCAGCAGCCAACACGCUCUUCUCACCUGUCAACACCUACGGCUCCCUCGUCACCUUUGACAUGGGCGCCUCCAAGAAGACCGCUCGCUCCUUCCAGGACCUCCUGGGCCUGAGCAGCGGCACGGACCGAGAGGACUGCGUCUCCCUGGUGGACGGAGGCAUGGUCCUGAAGACCCUCCACAGCAUCAACCAGCAGCCCCAAGACCACAUCUCAGCCCAAGCCUGGCUCUUCACCCGGCCGCACGUGCGCCUGUCCCAGGACGUGGUCCAGGGCGCCGGCGACUUCUCCCACUCCUCUUUCGUCCGCGCCGUGGACUUCUCCCAGCCCGGGGAGCACCUGCAGCGGGUCAACACUUUUGUGGACAAGACGUCCCACGGGAGAGUGAAGGAGGCCUUCAGAGACGUGGACGUGAAGUUCAACCUCCUGUUCCUCACCUCCUUCCACUUCCAAGCCAACUUCCCCUCCCAGAAGACGUCCUUGCAGGAGUUCCACGUGAACCACACGACCACCGUGAUGACGCCCAUGAUGACGCACGUCGGCCUCCACCGCUACUUCCACGACAAGGUGAGGGGCUGCACGGUCAUCAAACUGGCUCUGAGCGAGCGCUCCUACAUGUUGGUGGUGCUACCUGACCACGGCGUCAACCUCCACGACAUCCAAGCUAAGCUGCGCACCGACGUCAUCGCUUCAUGGAAAGGAAACCUCCACCAGGGGUUGUUGGAGUUGUCCCUGCCCAAGUUGUCCAUGUCUUCAGUGAACGACGUCCGCCAUCUUUUAGCCAACAUGGACCCAGAAGUGGAAUCCAGACUUUUGGGCUCCCAGGCUGAGUUCAGCCAGCUGGCCAACUCUGACACCUUCACCCUGGACAAGGCCAUCAACGCUGUGUCCUUGGAGAUGUCGGAGGAAGAAGCAGUGCGGCGGGACAAGAUGGAGGAAGAAGCCCUGCAGGACAAGACGGAGGAAGAAGCCCUGCAGGACAAGAUGGAGCAAGACCCCCUGCAAGUGAGGAUCAACAGACCCUUCUUCUUCUCCGUGAUGGACGCAGACUGUGACGCCAUGUUCUUGUUGGGCAAAAUCAGCACGCCCACUUUGUGAAGAGUUCACUCUCCGUCCUUUUAGGAUCUUUGUCAGUAUUUAUGGAGAAGAUCUCAGCCUUAGUUUCUCUUCCUUUGUACAUUAAGAGUUUAUUUUUGCUUCCUGACAACUUGGAAUAAAUGUUUCUCAAUCCA
Nerophis ophidion (straightnose pipefish) is the source of this 1838-nucleotide messenger RNA. RefSeq names its product angiotensinogen (gene agt). Bases 295 to 1704 code for a protein of 469 amino acids. Lineage: Eukaryota; Metazoa; Chordata; Actinopteri; Syngnathiformes; Syngnathidae. Gene Ontology annotation, molecular function: serine-type endopeptidase inhibitor activity. The record is from RefSeq and is a predicted model, not a curated record. The transcript has 8 exons. Gene Ontology annotation, biological process: regulation of systemic arterial blood pressure by renin-angiotensin.